Molecule: messenger RNA, 1412 nt
Organism: Cheilinus undulatus (humphead wrasse)
Lineage: Eukaryota; Metazoa; Chordata; Actinopteri; Labriformes; Labridae
Product: histamine N-methyltransferase-like
Exons: 7
Coding region: 157-1041 (294 amino acids)
Molecular function (GO): N-methyltransferase activity
Source: RefSeq, a predicted model, not a curated record
GUGUGGGGAGUUAAUCUAGGGUUUUUGGAGGCCUACGUGGUGUGUCAUCAUUGGAUUUUGCCCUCCUGAGAAGGAAGCUCCGAGCACCGCCGAGGGAGGGGGUUGUCAGCGUCUGCAUGUCGUUCCGAGCACAUCCGUAGCCUAACGCAUAUUGCCAUGGCAUCUUCACUGAAGAGUCUUGUUCAUGAUGAUAGCAGGUACCAGAAAUCCUUCCAGCUUUUCCUGGAGCGCUCAUCUGAGCAUCAGUGUAUGCGGGAUUUUAUUCAAAAUAUACUACCAGAUAUACUGGCCAGCAUUGGAGAUGGAAAGUCCCAAAUAAAUGUCAUUGGAGUUGGAAGUGGAGCUGGUGAGAUUGACCUUGAGAUGCUCUCCGUACUCCAUCUGAAGCACCCAGGGGUGACUGUGGAUAAUGAGGUCGUGGAGCCUAGCAGUCAGCAGCUACAUAACUACAAAGUCUUGGUGUCACAGAAACCAGGUCUGGAUUACAUUAACUUCACCUGGAACAAGAUGACUUCCUCCGAGUUCGAGCAGCACUGGAAGGCGAAGACGAUGACUAAGAAGGCAGAUUUCAUUCACAUGAUACAGAUGCUGUACUAUGUAAAGGAUCCUGAAGCUACUGUCAGCUUCUUCCAGAGUCUACUCAACAAGAAUGGGAAGCUUCUAAUCAUUUUAGUGUCAGGUGAGAGCGGUUGGGGUAGACUUUGGCAGACUUACAGGAGCGAGCUCUGUAACACAGAAAUAAGCCAGUGUGUGACCACUAAAGACAUCAAAAGCUUCCUUGACUCUAGUGGCGUGAGCUACCAGAACUACAUACUUCCAUCUCAGAUGGAUAUUACCGAGUGUUUCUCUGAGGGGGAUGAGAAAGGAGAGCUGCUGCUCGAUUUCCUGACUGAGGUGCUGGAUUUCAGUAAGACAGCUUCUCCUAAGCUGAAAUCUGGUGUCUUGGAGUUACUUCGUCAUCCAGAUUGUAGUAUAGAGUCCAGUGGCAGAGUUAUCUUUAACAACAACCUGGAGGUGAUAGUCAUAAACCAGCCCUCUUAAACUGGUUAUUGACAGUCAGUGGGAAGCUUGCAGAGGAUCAGUAAAAUCACUGUUGAUCUAAUUUAAACAGCAUCAGUCUAACAGACUCUAUAAUGAUACUCUAACUUUCUGAUCAUAUUUAACAAGCCUUUGGCUUUUUGGGAUGUUUUUUGAUUUAUUAACUCUGUAGAAAUAAAUACCACACAUCUUUAUGUUUUGACAUGAUGAUUAUUUUUCUAAUCACAUUGUGUUCAGCUGCAAUCAGGCACACACAUUUCCAUAUAAAACUUCAGGAUCAAUGUUUCAACCACCAUUUUACAUCAGAUGUGCCAUCAAACCCAUUUCACUGCUGAAUUAUAUUGUAAAUAUAGAAAUAAAGUGUUGAACAUGUG